Sebastes umbrosus (honeycomb rockfish) is the source of this 1095-nucleotide messenger RNA. Its product is annotated as diamine acetyltransferase 1-like. Gene Ontology annotation, molecular function: N-acetyltransferase activity. The transcript has 6 exons. NCBI's taxonomy places the organism in Eukaryota, Metazoa, Chordata, Actinopteri, Perciformes, Sebastidae. The record is from RefSeq and is a predicted model, not a curated record. The coding region runs from base 191 to 706 and encodes 171 amino acids.
GCCCUCAGUUGAAGCGCAGCGACCCAGACGCGGGCCAGAACCAACUGGAUGAUCCUGUCUCCACCAACCCGUCCGGACCAGAGGCUGACUGAGGGGAAAAGGCCACUCUGAAGCGAAUGAAGAAACAACUUAUCUUUCACUUCACAUACAGAGGACUUCUAACGAGAGGAAAAAAGAGUAAAAGAAGAAAAUGGAGUAUAAAUUACGAAAAGCUGAACCCAGGGACGUACCUGAUAUAUUACGACUGGUGAAGGAGCUUGCAAAGUACGAGGAGAUGGAGCACCAGGUGACACUGACUGAAAAAGAACUCCUUGAGGAUGGAUUUGGUGACACCCCGUUCUAUCAUUGCGUCAUCGCUGAAAUCCAAGGAGAGAACAGCAGUGACGAUCCGAAGGUGGUGGGUUUCGUCAUGUACUACUUCACCUACGACCCCUGGGUUGGCAAGCAGCUGUACCUGGAGGAGUUCUACGUGAUGGAGGAGUACAGAGGGCUGGGCAUCGGUUCGGAGCUCCUGCGCCACCUCUGUGAUCUGGCGUUAAAGACACGCUGCACCGGCAUGAUGUUUAUCGUCGCGGAGAACAACGAGCCGUCCAUUCAGUUCUACAAGCGGCGUGGCGCCGAGGAUCUCUCUCAGGAGGAAGGCUGGAGGCUCUUCAAGUUCGACAAGAACAGCCUCGUCAAGAUGGGCACUCCGACGGAGGAAUGAAGGAGGCCCAGCGCUCACCAGAAGAGGAGGAGGAGGAGAAGGAGACCUGAGUGUCUGACCUGAGACAAAGAGUAUGGCUGCUGUUUCUGACGAGUCAUGUUAUUGAAUCUGAUGUUGUCGCCACUGUAACUCUCGGUGGCGGCAUCGCAGCAGCCCGCUCACGUAUCGGUCGGCCUCUCUGCGUCUCCUCUCCGGUCAGACGAAGAAGUUCAGCUUUUUUAAAAAGGGGAAUUGUGUAUCACAGUAACAUGUUUUCUGUUUGUAGUUUCAUAAUCUUAGUGAGCUUUUUGUCUGUCGUUAACUCUGAAUCAUUUAUGUUUAUUUUAACCUUUCAUUCUGUGUUUGUAUCGGUGCAGGAAGAGUUUUCAAUAAAACUUAUCUCACAUGUC